Chrysemys picta bellii (western painted turtle) is the source of this 4915-nucleotide messenger RNA. It is a transcript of the gene TRIM55, whose product is annotated as tripartite motif containing 55. Lineage: Eukaryota; Metazoa; Chordata; Testudines; Emydidae. The record is from RefSeq and is a predicted model, not a curated record. Gene Ontology annotation, cellular component: cytoplasm. Gene Ontology annotation, biological process: protein ubiquitination. Gene Ontology annotation, molecular function: ubiquitin protein ligase activity; zinc ion binding.
GUCAGUGACAACUGUCAACUCCUCUCCCCUUCCUCCGCCUCCUCCUCUCUCUGAGACAGGAAUGUUGAUCUCUCAUCUCUGUAAUCCAUCACCUGUCUAAAUCUGUCCUUGUGUCACUUGCAUAUAUGGACAAGUUAGAAUGGCAACUUGUGACGUUGUGCUGCUAAAAACGGCUCCAGCUCCCUUCAGCUCUUUGUUUUAACAAUGUCCUCCAGUGAAAGAAAUUCAAAGGACAUUUGAUCACACAAGCUGUGGAAUUAUUUCAAGGAAACUAACCCGGAAACUGAUCGACGGUACCCUUUUAUUCUGGACAUAUGCACCUUGGAACAGCUAGGAGAUGAGCACUUCUCUGAAUUACAAGUCCUUUUCCAAAGAGCAGCAAACCAUGGAUAACCUGGAGAAACAACUUAUUUGUCCCAUCUGUUUAGAGAUGUUUACUAAACCUGUGGUCAUCCUUCCCUGUCAGCAUAACCUGUGUAGAAAAUGUGCCAGCGAUAUUUUCCAGGCCUCUAACCCAUAUCUGCCAACCAGAGGAGGCACCACUAUGGCAUCAGGUGGUCGAUUUCGCUGUCCCUCCUGCAGACAUGAAGUAGUUCUGGACAGACAUGGUGUGUAUGGACUUCAAAGGAACCUAUUAGUGGAAAAUAUCAUUGACAUAUACAAGCAGGAGUCCACCAGACCUGAAAGAAAAUCUGAGCAGCCAAUGUGUGAAGAGCAUGAGGAUGAGAAAAUUAAUAUCUAUUGUUUAAACUGUGAAACACCCACAUGUUCAAUGUGCAAAGUUUUUGGUGCCCAUAAAGACUGCCAGGUUGCUCCUCUCAAAAACGUUUAUCAGCGACAAAAGUCUGAACUCAGUGAUGGCAUUGCAGUGCUUGUGGGCAGUAAUGACAGAGUGCAAGGAAUAGUAGGUCAACUGGAGGAGACCUGCAGGACAGUAGAGGAAUGCUGCAGAAGACAAAAAGAGCAACUGUGUGAAAAAUUUGAUUAUCUGUAUGCAAUACUGGAAGAAAGGAAAAAUGAGAUGACACAAAUAAUCACUAGAAACCAAGAGGAGAAACUGGAACAUGUCCGCUCCCUGAUGAAAAAGUAUGCAGAUCACUUGGAGACAGUGUCUAAGCUAGUUGAAUCAGGAAUCCAGUUCAUGGAAGAGCCAGAAAUGGCAGUGUUUUUGCAGAAUGUCAAAGCAUUGCUACAAAAAAUUACUGAAGCAUCUAACGCAUUUCAGAUGGAAAAAAUAGAGCCUGGCUAUGAAAAUAUGAGCCAUUUCACAGUCAACCUCAAUAGAGAAGAAAAGAUAAUAAGAGAAAUUGACUUUUACAGAGAGGAGGAGGGUGAUGAGGAAGAUGAGGUGAUGGAAGGUGAAGAGUUUGAUGAAGUCCGCACAGAGUCAUCUGGUGAGGAGGAAGAGGUAGCUGAGAAAGUAUCUCAGCUAGACUCAGAACCCAAGAGCACAACAGGAGGCCCUCAGACUGAAUCAGCCCCAUCAUUACCACCAGCUGCCUCAGUUAGUCAGGGUGAGGUUGUGCCAAGUGGUGCUCGACAGACUGCGGAGUCUGAAACACAAAUGCCAUCAACAGCAGAAAUCAUCGAUCCCUUGUUUUACCCUAGUUGGUAUAAGGCCAAAUCACGGCAAGCAAGCGGCCCAAGUUUGACCCAACUGAGUGAUGGGUUGGGCCAAGUAGGGCCAUCCGUUUCUCUGGAAAUGAAUGUAAAGAAGGCAGAAACUACAGAAGCAGCAACAAGCAAUGAGUGUGAACCUGGGAGUGGUAAGGAAAUUAGCACAACUGCAGCUACUUCCCAGAACUGUUACAAAGAAUUAGGGCCGCAUCCUGCACGCCACACUCAGGAGUUAGCAUUCUGCAUAUCAGUUUUGGCUUUUCUUAUCAUACUGCAUCAUCUCUGGAGUCAGAUUCAAUACAUGAUUUUUACUUUAAUGGACUGGGUCUGAACCAUCCCCUCAAGGACAAGUGGAAGACGUUCCAGUGAGCAGUGAAAGAGCUGAUGAGCCGGCUCGUCAUGUCUUCUCUUUCUCCUGGUUAAACUCAUUGAAUGAAUGAUGACGAUCAUUCCGGCUGGCUUUGGAUGUGCUUACCUGAGAGGAGCUAUGAGGCAGCAAGUGACCUGGCUGGAACCAACAAGAAAUAGUUCAUAUAAGAGACAUCUUGAUCAGGUUUAAUUCCAAGGGCCUUAUUUGAAUUCCAUUAUACUGUAUCUGAUACUUUUAGAUUAGAGUGAUGUUUGGAAAUAGCUGAAUAAAGGGAGUGGGAAAACUGGACUAAUAGAUGUCUUGAUGAAAUACUAUAUUAAGUUUGACUGUGUGUUCAAGUAAAACCUGUUUCAGAAAGGAGAAUGUUGAACAGAAGCUUCAUGCUAUAAUUACAGUUGCAAAAUUAGUGAGCACUAUGAUUGUCUGUAGCCAGCCUGGGUGUCCUGUUGUAUUUUUGUAAGUGCUUACCCAACACUGUUAGUUGAAAUAUGACUAAUGGCAUCAUUUGUCAAUGAAAAUAUGAAAACCCCCUCACUACUCUUAAUUACUCCAGUUGGAGUAACUCCAUCUUUUCAACUUAUUGAUAAUGCUUGUGGCAAAUCCUUGACGAAAGCUACAAAAUUCAAAGGUAAGUCUAAAACUCCACUCAACACAACCACUGUGCUGCAUUACUCCAGCACAAGUGGUGCUACUGCAUGCUGAUGUGUAAAACCUGAGCAUAAAUGGGGAUGGCAAGAGGAGCAUUUCACCCUUAGAUUUGUAUUUUCCAGCUGAGGUUCAUAGGUCACAAUGAAUAACACUCAAACCAUUCAGAAAUGUUAUUUGGUGUUACAUUUUAUAUAGCUGUAGACAAUAAAGAUAUAGCUAUAGGAAGCACUGGAUUGGAACCCUUCCCAAAUUAUGUGGGGUAUGGAUCGGUAUGUGGUUUAUUAUCUGUACUUCCUCAAAAGUCAAGGAGAGGGUUCUGGAUGAGUAUGUCAGCUUGUGCCUGUCUAUAUCCAUAUCUGUUAUACCUAUAGCGUCUCAACUUCCUUUAAUACAUGAAAUCAACACUCACUUUUAUCAUACUGAGCAAAGUGAUAGUAAAAGGGCAAGACCUUUGAAACCACAAAAGACCAUUCUGAGCUGAACUGUGAUGAGUUUAUUGCAAGUAUCUGCUAAAUAUUGUAUGUAAAAGAUUAUAAACCCAUGGAAAAGGCUACCACAGUGCAGAGAGAAGUGUACUACAGAUAUUUAACUAAUGAAACUGAUUACAUAAACUGACAUGCCUUUUAAAAUGGUGAGCAGAUUGACAUUGCAUUUGAUUCUGAAGGUGAAAUCCUGGGAGUUUUCCCACUGACUUCCAUGGGGUCAGGAUUUCACCCUAACACUCUAAGGACAGUUAGAAAAAUGAUUACAGAAUUGAAUACUGUAUUUCCUAAUGGGUGCUGACUGUCAUCAUCUCUGAAAGAGUUCAAUAGUCUUUGAGAGUGAUCAAUAUCUUACAGGGUUAGGGUCUAAGAGAGGGAUCCAAAGGCCAAGGGGAAUCUUUCCACUGACUUCAAUGGGUUUUGGAUCAGGCCCUGAAUACAUAGCUCUUCUUAUAGUACCAUGACUGACCAUGAAGACAUGCUUUUUUUUUUCAUGGUACCGUAGUCAAUAGCAUGAAAUGGUUGAUUAAUACAUGCUAGAAGGCAAUAUAGUCUAAGGUGGGAGCCAAGUAAUUCAUGAAUACAAAAGCCCAAUUCUGACAACAGUUUGCAAUGUAGCCUUUGGAAAGCCACUUACUAUCUAUGUUGUUUCUGUUUUUCUUCCUGUAAAAUGGGACUAUGAAGGAUGGAUUUGAGGAUCAAUUAGUUAAUGUUUGUAAAGAGCUUUGAAAUAACAAAGCAUUUGUUAAGAGUUAUAUCUUCACUGAACAGCAGUAAAAUUCAUCACCGCAUCCAGUUGUGUUUUUUCCACAAGAUUUUGUUCUUGUUUUUUGACAAGAAAUUCCUAAUGAAUAUUUGCAACCAGGACUCAGAUUUGUCUUCAUUGGUUUCACAAAAUCCUUCUUUGAUCUCUUUUUUUCCUGAUGAUUCAUAAGAUAAUAGGAGAAAGCUGAUUUCAUAAAUAUGGCAGCUGUAUGAAUUCAGUAAGGAACUGUCCGUUUCACGUACUCAUGCGAAUAUGAGAAUUUAAAGUGUUUAACAAAAUCAAUAGCACUUGAGUGAUUGCCUUAAACCAAACAUUUUAAAAAUCAGUUUCAUGACACCAUAAAGUGCAUUUCUCUGCUAGAGCGCAGUCUGCACACAGAUGCAUCCCCGAACUCAACGCUCACUUAAUUAAUGUUAAUUACAGGCCCACCAGAUCCUGCCGUCUCUCCAUUCACAAAACUCCAGCUGUAUUCAAUGGGAAGUUCUUACCUACAAGGAUGGCAGUGUAGGGUCCAAGGAGGAGAAUAUACUCCAGAGACUGAACCCUCCUUUUAGAGCAAUUUAAUUCUUUGGGGUUAAAUUCCCAUUCGGCCAGUCACACUAUAGACCCUUCAGGGCACGUUACAGAGUGUGAGGUGUAAUCCCUAAUUAGAGACUCAUAAAAGUGCGUGCUCCACCCAAGAGAUUGGAACAUCUGCUUUGAAGUUAACACAAGACCUGUUGUGCUAAUACUGGGAGCCCAGUUCUCCGUUCCCCACGCCCCCAAACUCCCACUCCUGUGAGUGAGUUAGUGUGUUAGUGCAGGAUUGGGUGUGUUUAGACAGUUCAAAAAGGCGUCCAGUCUUCCCUAGUGGCUGUUGUGGCAUUAUACCCUGCGUCAGAAGUGUUUACUCAUGCAGGGGAUGGUUGAGUUGCUGGACACACAGCAGCUCGCUCAAAUCUGGCCUCUCGAUAGACUGUAUGGCGAGGUUAGCGUGAAGGAGGCGAGUACAUUUAUGUUAAAGCGUUUUGUAGAAACGUUCCUUCUCGUGAA